This is a messenger RNA of Bipolaris victoriae FI3, 7650 nucleotides long. RefSeq lists its product as hypothetical. The record is from RefSeq and is a predicted model, not a curated record. Gene Ontology annotation, biological process: secondary metabolite biosynthetic process; fatty acid biosynthetic process. NCBI's taxonomy places the organism in Eukaryota, Fungi, Ascomycota, Dothideomycetes, Pleosporales, Pleosporaceae. The transcript has 4 exons. Gene Ontology annotation, molecular function: 3-oxoacyl-[acyl-carrier-protein] synthase activity; oxidoreductase activity; phosphopantetheine binding. The coding region runs from base 1 to 7650 and encodes 2549 amino acids.
AUGAACAGGCCAAUUGCCAUUAUCGGAAUUGCCUUUAGGGGUCCUGGUGAUGCUCGGGACCCCGAGGCUUUCUAUCGUAUGCUCGUUGAGGGCUGCAGUGCACGAACUGAGAUCCCAAAAGAUCGUUACAACGUCGAUGCAUUCUAUCACCCUGACUCAGAGCGGUUAGGCAGCAUCCAACAAAGACAUGCUCACUUUAUACAACAAGACUUCAAAUCAUUUGAUGCACCCUUCUUCAGUAUCACACCAAAAGAGGCCAAAGCCAUGGAUCCGACACACCGCAUCCUCCUGGAAGCCACCUAUGAAGGCUUCGAAAAUGCAGGCCUGAGUCUAGACCAGGUGUCUGGAACUCAGACUUCGUGCUACAUCGGAACUUUCACAGCUGAUUUUCCGAAUUUGCAAGCUCGCGACAAUGAGGGCCCUUCAAUCUACCAUGCAACUGGCAUGUCAUCAUCUUUGGCUUCCAAUAGGUUGUCGUGGUUCUACAAUUUGAGAGGGCCUUCCCUCACAGUUGAUACGGCUUGCUCAUCCAGUCUCACUGCAUUUCAUUUAGCAUGUCAAAGUCUUCGUACAGGAGAGGCUGAGAUGAGUGUUGUCGGCGGAGCCAAUCUUAUGUUUGGGCCUGAUAUGUCUAUUCUUUUAGGAGCAGCCAAGAUUCUGUCGCCUGAAGGAAAGAGUAAGAUGUGGGAUGCAAAUGCAGACGGCUUUGCCCGUGGAGAAGGCUUUGGUGUGACAAUAUUGAAGCCUCUAGAUACAGCUCUACGCGAUGGCGAUACUAUCCGAGCGGUCGUCCUGGCUACAGCCACUAACGAAGAUGGCCAUACACCUGGAAUCUCACUACCUAACAGUGAAGCGCAACAAGACUUGAUCCGCAGGGCGUAUCAAAUGGCUGGGGUAGAUCCAGCAGAGACAGGCUAUGUCGAAGCUCAUGGAACCGGAACGAUGGCAGGUGACCCAUUGGAAGCCAAGGCUAUCUUAAAGACCGUCGGAUCAGUCAAAGGCCGCAAAUCAAGUCUUUAUGUUGGAUCCGUAAAGACAAACAUCGGCCAUCUUGAAGGUGCAGCUGGUGUAGCUGGUGUCAUAAAAGCUGCACUAGCCGUAGAGCGAGGUCUCAUACCUCAAAAUCUUUGGUUUGAAAAGCUAAAUCCUGAGAUCAAUCUACCGGAAAAUGUCGAAAUACCAUUGAAGCUUACACCGUGGCCAUCUGAUGGACCACGUCGUGCGAGUAUCAAUAGCUUUGGUUUUGGCGGCGCCAACGCUCACGUCAUUCUUGAGGACGCAGCAUCGUUCUUGUCACGUCAUGGUCUGAAGGGUCGGCAUGCAACAGCACCGCAUCCUUAUAUCACUAUGAGCGAAAGCUACUCCGAUGGCACCUCCAGUAGAUCGUCAAGUUCAAUCGCCGACGAGAAUUCAAGUGGCGGCUCGAGCGAUGCUGCAAGUGAUAUAUCCAGCGAAAUCUUGCACGACCUACCACCUACACCAAAGCUAUUUAUAAUUUCUGCCAACGACCAAGAGGGGGUGCGGCGUAAUGUCGAGCGGUUGCAACAUUAUCUCUCCGCGAAGACUGCUGCUACUCCCACAUUUCUUAGCGACUUAGCAUUUACACUAAGCGCCAAACGAAGUCUAUUUCCAUGGAAAUCAUAUGCCGUCUCAUCGAAGGUCUCCGAAUUGAAUGAGAGGUUGUCCAGCCUUGCACCCGUGGUUCGCUCUUCCAGUUCUGCAAUCCCACGCAUUGCCUUUGUGUUCACUGGUCAAGGCGCACAGUGGCAUGCAAUGGGCAAAGGGCUAUCAAUUCAUCCAGCAUAUUUUGAAAGUAUGCAGAGAUCUGAGACCCUACUCAAAUCUUUUGGUUGCCCAUGGAGCCUCAAUGAGGAACUGAGCCGGACGGAGGCUGAGUGCAAGUUGCGGGAGACUGACUACAGCCAGCCAGUAUGUACCGCUAUCCAGGUUGCACUAGUAGACUUGUUGAGAGAUUUUGGAGUAAAUCCCAUUGCAGUUGUAGGUCAUUCGAGUGGCGAGAUCGCUGCUGCAUAUGCCGCUGGCUUCAUCGAUCAAGAGGCUGCGAUCAAGAUUGCGUGGCUGAGAGGCCAAGUCAGUAAAACUGUGCCCACCAACGGCGGUAUGUUGGCAGUCUCUGCCAGCGCCGAGAGCGUACAAACCUACAUUGAUGGCCUGAAAAACGGUAGAGCGGUUGUUGGAUGCUUCAACUCUACCAAAGCCUGCACCAUCACCGGCGAUGAUUCAGCCAUCAGCGAGCUACAAAGCAUACUGAAAGACGCGCAAAUACCAUGCACCCGGCUACCUAUAGAUAUUGCGUACCAUUCGUUCCAUAUGGAAGUAGCACGCGAAGUAUAUGAAAGAGCUUUAGAGGGCAUUGCGCACGGCUCGACAUCAACUAUUCCUAUGUUCUCUUCAGUCUCAGGCACACUUGUUACACCCGGAAUGAUGAAACCAUCUUACUGGGUUGACAACCUAGUAUCUCCUGUCGAUUUCGUCACGGCCACAAAGUGUCUACUGAACCAUCCACUUGAGAGUAAAUCGCGCAAAGCCUUCGCCAACGUCUUCGUCGAGCUGGGCCCGCACUCAGCAUUGCGCAGCUACUUGCUAGAUAUUUCCGGCAGUGAGAAGAUUGCCACAGAUCUUACCUACACAAAUAUCCUCCGCCGCAAUUUUAAUGGCGCUACCACUGCGCUGGAAGCCAUGGGCCAUCUGUGGUCACAAGGAUACCCCGUCGAUCUGAACAAGAUCAAUGGUGUACGACUCGAAGAUGCCAACAUGCUAGUUGAUCUGCCUCCUUAUGCUUGGAACCAUAAGCCAUACUGGAAUGAAUCACAUCUAAGCCGACAGUAUCGCCUUCGUGAAAAGCCACGCACCGACCUCCUAGGUUAUCGACUUCCCGGAGCGCCCGAACACGCAUGGCGCAACUUCUUGCGAUGCAACGAAAACCCAUGGAUUCGUGAGCACAAAGUCCAGGGCGACAUCCUCUACCCUGGUGCAGGUAUGCUCGUGAUGGCUAUUGAGGCUGCGUACCAAAUAGCCCAAGAAACUGCUGUUGAUGAGGUACAUGGCUUCGAAUUGCGCGACGUCAGUAUCGAUACUGCUCUUCGUGUGCCGGACACAGAGAUGGGUAUUGAAGUCAUGACACAGCUGCACAAUCGCCGUACAGGAACACGGGCAGCGCCAUCAUCUACACUUUACGAAUUCACAAUCUCUUCGUGGAACGAAGAAAUGUCUUCCUGGAGUGCUCAUGCACGAGGUCUGAUCUCAAUCACCUACAAGACUUUCUCCACUGCGAUGGAGAGCGAGCUGACUCUUGAGAACGUGCGCUAUAUGACGUCGAUGGUUGAAGCCCGAAAGGCGUGCCAGAAGCCAGCGAGAAGCUUCCUUUACGAUACAGUCGAGACGAUCGGUAUGCAGUACGGUCCAACUUUCCGCAACAUGACCGAGCUUUAUGCUGGCCUGAAUGCCAGUUAUGGAGUCAUCAAAGUGCCUGAUACCAAGGCAGUUAUGCCCAAGGGCUACGAGUUCCCUCAUGUCAUUCAUCCUGCCACGCUGGACUCAGUGCUUCACUUACUGUUUCCAAGCAUCUCUGGAAAGGAGCAAGCACUCAGAGAAGCAGUAGUGCCGAGGUCCUUUGAUCGCAUUUUCAUUUCAGCCAACACUCCGAAGGUGGCGGGUACCGAGCUUCACGGUUGUUCAACAGCAAAGAAGCUAAGCUAUACGACAUGGAAUGCCGACAUCAUCAUAUCCGAAUCAAGCAUGUUGGAGCCUAUCAUCGUCAUGGAGGGUUUAGUACUCGCAUCUGUUGGCUCCACCGAAGAUAUGUCGAAGCGACUGGAAACACGCGCAUCAUGCUUUGCACAGAACUGGCAUAUGGAUGCUGACUUGCUGACUCCAUCACAAAUCAAAGGAACAAUCUACAAGCGAACUUUGAAGAGCAAGGACGAUGAUUCGGUGCUCGAUCUUCUAGAAUUCAUUUGCCUGGUAUACAUCUACCGCGUCCUCGAUUGGUUUGAGAGUGAACAGGGCAAAGCACACGAGCCACAAGAUGGCUUUUGGAAGCUGUACGUGGAUUGGAUGCAUGACCAGGUUAAGCAAUUCCCUCCGCUACCUGCAGACGUCGAAGGUGAGAUGCAACGGGCCCGCGAGCGCAUCGGAAGAUCAGAGAGUGGCGAUAUCACGGUGCAAAUGGUGGACCGCAUCGGACAAAACCUUUCUCGCAUCUUCACACACGAGGUCGAAGCUUUGCAAUGCAUGACUGAAGGUGAUCUCCUCUACGCCUUCUACCGGGGUGCAUUCGGCACAAGCUUCAACACCAAUGUUGCUGAAUACGUUGGCCUGCUAGCUGAUAAGCGACCUGGACUGCGCAUCUUGGAAAUUGGUGCGGGAACAGGCGGUACCACGUAUCAUGUCUUGGAACGUCUGCGCAAUCCUGACGGCAGCUCCAAAGCAGCCCAGUAUUACUUCACAGACAUCUCUCCCGGGUUCCUUGCCAAAGCAGCCGACCGAUUCGAUAAAGACGCUUCCAUCAUGCAGUUUGGUACACUCAACAUUGAAAACCCACCGACAGAGCAAGGAUUCAGCACUGAGUCGUUCGACCUUAUCGUAUGUGCCAAUGUGCUUCACGCAACCAAGAGCACUCAAGAAACGUUGGAACACUGCAAGUCGCUCCUGAAGCCUGGAGGUCAUCUCGUCCUGUCCGAGGUAACCAUCAAGCGCAUCUUCUCGGGCUUCAUCAUGGGUCCUUUGCCUGGAUGGUGGUUAGGAGAAGCCGAUGGUCGGAAGGGAGGUCCGCUCCUCGAUGCCGAAGAAUGGAACGUCGCAUUGAAAUCGGCUGGAUUCUCCGGUGUCGAUGUUGAUGUUCGCGGCGAUAGAGAUACUUCCAAAGAACCUGUUUCGCUGAUCAUCUCAACAAAGCCGGAAACUUCAGUCGCAUCUCUGCCUCCUUGCCUUAUCAUCACCACUGGCACCGAAGUAUCUCAAAAGCUUGCCAACCAUAUGAAAGAGGCGUUCACUUCGUCUGAUCAUGAAGUUGACAUUGCUCAGUGGGGAAUUAUUACGAGGACAAGCGUAGCUGGGAAGUACUGCCUCUGCCUUGCGGAGUGGGAGAAUCCUGUACUAGCCAAUCUCACAGACGACGACUGGGAAAGAGUUCGCGAGGUUAUUCUUUCCUCUGAGGGAUCCCUUUGGAUCACUGGUGGCGGUGCUCUCGAUACCACGCACCCUCUUAACAGCCUCAUGGUCGGACUAGCGAGGGCUAUCCGCAAUGAGAAUGCCGGUGUAAGCCUUGCAUGUCUCGAUCUAGAGGCGCCCUCAACUAUCGACUUUGAAAAGGCAUCUCGGACUAUACUGAAGGUUGCCGAGGCACAUGUCCGAAGCGACGGUACGGAGGGUGAGUUCGCUGCACGCGGUGAAACUGUCUUUAUUCCCCGUGUGGAGCGAACACUGGAAAUGGAUGCAUCACUGCGCAAAUACGAAGCAAAGGGAGAUCCCGAGAUGGUUUCUUUCAUGGGAUGCGGUCGCCCCCUCAAAUUGACUAUCAAGACACCUGGGCUGCUUGACACAUUCCAGUGGGAAGAAGAUGAGACGUAUCACACGCCUCUGCCCGAUGAUUGGAUCGAGAUCGAGGUGAAGGCAGUCGGCCUAAACUUCAAGGAUGUGCUCGUUGCGCUGGGUAACCUGGCCGAGAACAAACUGGGCGUCGACGCUUCGGGAGUCGUCACUCGCGUCGGAUCGGCUGUCACAGAUCUCAAGGUAGGAGAUAAGGUCAUGACAGCAUCGUGCGAUACCUUUGCCACCUACGUCCGCUUCCCUGCCAAGGGCGCGAUUCCCGUACCCUCUGGCAUGAGCUUCGAGGAAGCCGCGUCGAUGCCUCUCAUUUUCUUGACAGCCUAUUACUCGUUGGUUACUGCGGGUGGUAUUGUGGCUGGCGAGACAAUUUUGAUCCAUGCUGCUGCUGGCGGUGUUGGACAAGCAGCCAUCAUGAUUGCACAAGCCAAGGGUGCUGAGGUCUUUGCAACAGUCGGCGCGUACAGCAAGAAACAACUCCUCAUGGAACAGUAUGGCAUCCCCGAAGACCACAUUUUCAGCAGUCGCGAUACCAGCUUCGUCAAAGCAGUACUGCGUGCUACGAAUGGUCGCGGCGUUGAUUUGGUACUGAAUUCAUUGGCCGGCGAAGCCCUGCGCCUGUCGUGGACUGACUGCCUGGCAAACUUCGGUCGAUUUCUGGAGAUUGGAAAGGCAGACUUGUUCGCCAACACCGGACUUGACAUGAAGCCACUCUUGGACAACAAGAGCUAUAUUGGUGUAAACCUUCUCGAGUUUGAGAACAAUCCAACGCCUCGAGCAAUUGCGCUAUGGAAUGACACGGCGAAGCUGAUUCAAGAGAGGUCCAUUAAGCCUAUUUCGCCGCUCCAGAUCUUCACCAUGUCUGAGGUGGAGAAAGCUUUCCGCCACAUGCAGGCAGGAAAGCACAUGGGCAAGGUUGUUGUUCGUGUCGACAAGGCAGAUGUCGUUCGUGCCGUGCCACGCAUCCCACGCAUUCGCAUACACUCUGCUGGUACCUACAUCAUUGCCGGCUUAGGCGGCAUCACGCGUGAGAUUGCACGCUGGCUCGCUGAAAAGGGCGCACAACAUCUGGUUUUCCUUUCUCGCUCUGCAGCCAGUGGGGUGGACAAUCAAGCCUUCGCCUCGCAGCUUAGGAAUACGUACAACGCCAACGUCUUGGCCUAUGAUUGUGACGUUGCCAACAAAGCAGCUUUGCAAAGAGUCCUCGAUGACUUGAAGGCUAAGGGAUUGCCACCCAUCAAAGGAUGUGCAACUGGCGCCAUGGUGUUGCAAGACACCCUCUUUGACAAGAUGACCGCCGAUAACGUCCGCACAACAGUCGGCCCCAAGGUUCACGGUACUUGGAACCUACACGAACUUCUGCCGCGCGAUAUGGACUUCUUCGUGAUGUUGUCCUCAUUGGCUGGCGUCAUGGGCCAUCGCGGACAGGGUAACUAUGGGUGCGGUAAUAACUUCCAGGACGAGUUUGCCACAUUCAGGCGAGGUCUGGGACUCCCUGCCACGACCAUCGAUAUAGGAUACCUCUUGUCGGUGGGAUUUGUUGCUGAACAUGAUGAAUACGUCGACCACGUCAAAGCAAUGGGACUCAAGGUCAUGCAAACGUCCGACUUGCAUGGACUGCUAGCAACAGCCAUCGAAGGCCCUUCCAAGCACCCGGGCCAGGUCAUGUGCGGUCUGCCGUUCAAUGAGCAUGACGAUGCAUGGUACUGGAUAUGCGAUGCUCGAUUCGGUGCUCUGCGAAACCUCGCCGCUGGAACUUCGGCCAACAAGGGGCAAGUUGUCUCGCUGCGUGAAGAGUUGAUCCGAUGUGGCACCAUCAGCGAAGAAGCUGUUCAGAUUAUCACAAAAGCUAUGGUGCAGAGACUAGCAAGUUUGAUGAUGACACCCGAGGAGGACAUUGAUGCGGGUAAGCCGCUGAGCGCGUAUGGUGUUGAUAGUCUUGUGGCUGUCGAGGUGAGGAACUGGAUCGCCCGCGAGAUGGCUGUUGAGUGCUCCGUUUUCGACAUUAUGCAAAAUAUUCCAAUGACGCAGCUGGCCUGCAAUUUGGCGGAGAAGAGUAAGCUACUCGUUGAGCGAGCCUGA